AUGGCCUACUCCUUCAAAGCUGCAUUUUUUGUCUUAGCCGCCAUUGCCAUUUCUAUGGCUAUCCCAAGCUUUGCUGCUGUUUACACUGUCGGAGACACCGCCGGUUGGUCCACUGGUGUCGAUUACAACUCCUGGACUUCCGGAAAGACCUUCGUCGUAGGCGACAUACUGAUGUUCAAUUAUGGAGGUGGGCACACAGUGGAUGAAGUGAGUGGAAGUGACUAUAAUUCUUGUACGGCCGGAAAUUCCAUUAGUAGUGAUAGCUCUGGCGCUACAGCCAUAACUCUCAAGAAGCCUGGGACUCAUUACUUCAUAUGUGGUGCAUUAGGUCACUGUAGCAACGGCAUGAAGCUCGCUGUCACGGCUGCCGACGCUGGAGGUCCCUCCCCUACAACCCCAGCUCUAGCUCCUACUGGAGAUGGAGCUCCGCCAUCCACAGCACCUGCUUCUCUUGGAGGCGUUGCUCCAACGGCAAUGCCAUCGUUUGAUUCUACUCCCAAAGAUACCGACUCCUCGUUGCUGAACUCUCCAACGACGUCCAAGGUGCCGGUGGAAGCAUCUUCUGCGACUGGUGUCUCUGCGUUUACGGCGGUGGUUAGCACUUGGGCUGCCGCUGCAGCCGCCUUGUUUGUUGCGUUUUAGAAUGCUCCCUCCAUGUGUGGUCAGGCGGGAGGCAGUGCCUUUUGUGAAAAUUCAUUUUCUUCUGUUUUUCCUCAAGCAAAAUAUAUUUUGUUGUAACUGAAGUUUGAGAUUAGCAGUCUCUUUAAUCUUUGAAGUUUCAAAAUCAACACUUUAGAUCAAUGAUUAUUAAGUACCAUCU
Molecule: messenger RNA, 820 nt
Organism: Benincasa hispida (wax gourd)
Lineage: Eukaryota; Viridiplantae; Streptophyta; Magnoliopsida; Cucurbitales; Cucurbitaceae
Product: blue copper protein 1b-like
Cellular component (GO): plasma membrane
Molecular function (GO): electron transfer activity
Source: RefSeq, a predicted model, not a curated record